GCGCAGAUCGUCCUCAGUAGUUGCCCAGACGCUGUCACGGGCGUAGCUGGAUGCUGGAUUGUCUCUCUCUCUCGUGCGCGCGCGUGCCGCAGGGAGGUGCUUCCUUUUCUUCUUCCUCUUCCUCCUAACCUCGUCCUAUUCGUCGUCUGCAUCGUCGACGUACGCCGUGGACGUCACGAUUCUUCGAUGCUGCGGAUAUCGUGCGACUCGGUCAUCAGUUCACCAUCCUAACGAGAAGAAGAAAAGGUGCCGGAGAAAAGGGAGGCCGAUGAGGUUUCCUGCCGGUCGGUGAGAGAGAGAGAGAGAGAGAGAGAGACAGAUAGUGAGGGUGAUAAAGGGGGAAAGAGAGAGAGAGAAAGAGAAAGAGAUAGAAAUAGAGUGAGAUAGUGAAAAGGAUUUGACAAGGAAAGCUAUAUUGAGAGAAACAACGAGAGACCGGUAAAUCGGGAAACAAAGAUGGUGAUAGAGAAAUAGACAAAUAACGAGGGGAAUACGAAAGCAGCAGAGAAAAAUUCGAAAGGAAAGCUGUCCGGGAGGGGUGGAGAUGUGUUGAAGUGUGUUUUUGUGUAUAUAUAUGGUGCAGUGCGGUGCUGUGCUCGAGAGAGAGAAUGGCGUGGUCGGAUUUCGCGUGCACCUCGCCGUGACGUGGAAAGGUAGGAUCUACUCUUCUAAUCGAUCGGUGUUAUCAUCCUUUGCGAUUAAUUAACUCGGCACUGAAAGAGUCGGGCGCUAAGCUGAGGAAUGGAGGGAACGUGGCAGUGGGAGCAGCGAAAGCACUGCCAUAUCAUUCUGCUCAACCCUUUGUCGUACGUAAAGGAGAACCCGGAACAGGCUGCAGAUGAACGAAAGCGGCUGGAAGGUAGUCUCUGCAAGGAAGAAGACACCCUGAAGAAGAGGAGUCGCGUGCCGGGUCUGUAGCGCUCGGUAAAGAGAGGAGGGGCCCCCCCGAGCAUCAUCAGAAAGGAGAAGGGGUCGUCAUGGACCCGGCACACCAAAUCGUACCCCACUGAGCGAUGCAAGUAGUUAGGGCCGGGGCCCUGCUAGUGAGCAUGUGGCUCACUAGAGAAUGAAGAAGCAAAACGUCCGGACCCUAUCGUUGAUCGUCUUCACGUUCACCUACCUCCUCGUCGGCGCUGCAAUCUUCGACGUUCUCGAGUCCGAGACGGAGAAACGACGCAAGGAAGCAUUGGACGCCAUUGAAAAAAUGGUUAUACGCAAGUACAAUAUAAGCGAGGACGACUUCAAGAUCAUGGAAACAGUGGUGCUGAAGACGGAACCUCAUAAAGCAGGUCAACAGUGGAAAUUUGCCGGAGCGUUUUAUUAUGCGAUCACGGUCCUCACCACUAUUGGUUACGGACAUUCGACGCCGAACACCAUAAGCGGUAAGCUGUUCACGAUGUUCUACGCGAUCGUUGGUAUCCCGUUAGGGCUCGUAAUGUUCCAGAGCAUAGGAGAGCGUUUGAAUAAAUUCUCGUCCGUCGUUAUACGGAACGUAAAGAAGCUACUUAACUGUAAGGAUGUCCAGGCCUCAGAAAUAAAUCUCAUCUGCGUGGUGACGACCUUAUCUUGCUUAACGAUUGCGGGAGGUGCCGCUGCGUUCUCUCGAUACGAAGGGUGGUCGUAUUUCGACUCCAUCUAUUAUUGUUUCAUCACCCUGACCACCAUUGGUUUCGGCGACAUGGUCGCGCUGCAAAAGGAUAACGCGCUAAACAAUAAGCCGGAAUACGUGAUGUUCGCCCUGAUAUUCAUUUUAUUCGGCUUGGCCAUAGUCGCGGCCUCCCUCAAUUUAUUAGUGCUGAGAUUUGUCACGAUGAAUACGGAGGACGAAAGGCGAGACGAGGCCGAGGCUCUACAGGCUGCGCAAGGAGCGGUGCGCCUGGAGGGCGACGUAAUAACGGCGAACGGCUCGAUACUGUCGGGCCAAGUAGGGAACCACGGUGACACGAUAUCGCUGGACGACGAGACGUCGGUCUGCAGCUGCUGCUGCAGCGGAUUCCAGAAGAAACGACGGAGACCACGGUUCACCGUACGUCGCUCGCCCGGUAAGAUAUCGCACCUGCUGCCGAUGCAGCAGCUGCCCACGUUGAAUGUGCGCAGUGAACUACGCCCGCCGCCGUUGACGCCGUUGCUGCAACUGCCUCCGUUGCAUCAACACCGUGCAAGUAUCUGACGACCGUCGACCGGUGUCAGUAGUACGUUCUCGCAACAACAACUGCCGCGACGGGUGUCCGUUUGAGAGGCUCUUCCCCUCCCCCCGAGGAACAAGAAGGAUGGACAGAUAUCGCGGGAGGAUAGGAAGGAGAGUGAGAGAAGAGAAUCUUUCUUCGACCCGCUUCAACGAAUUUCAAUCCUCCAAGGGAUCGCUAUCGCACCUAUCGCCUGCCUAUCGAUUCUGACGAUCGCCAGUAACCGUACCGCAAUGUCGUUAACAUUUGCAAAGUCUGAAAAUUUCUUUCGAUUUUUUUCGUGUUUGUUUAGGAAGUGGAAAGGAAAUGUAGGUGUUUUUUUUUAUAGGUCGUAUCGUUUAAGGAAGAUGGAGGGUUUCGAUUAUGAUUAAUUGUGAUCAUUGCGGCACGAUUAUUGCGAGAUAAUCGCAAGAGUGACGAGAUUCUAAUCGACCGUUCUUUCGAUCGAUUGAUAUUUAUCAGUAAGAGCUUGAGGGCUUCGUCGAGUCAUUUUUUUCCCAUUUUUUUUUCUCAUAAAAAUUUGGAAAUUGGAAUUUUAAAGGAAUAGAGAAAAUUGAUCGAAGAAAAUAUUCAUAAGAUAAUAAAUAAGUAUAUGCUCCAAAGAGGACGGAAUCCAAGUGCUUCCUAUAUUAUGCUCUCCUUAGUAUUUUGAAAGGAAAAAAAAAGGAUCAUAAAUUAAUGAAACUUGAUCUUCCAUUGAAUUAUUUAUCAUUUAUCAGAAAUGGACAGAAUGGAAAUCGGAAUCUCGUCACAAAUGCGAUCAGGCGUUGAAUUGGUUCUCAGAAGCAAGUGUUGUGCAUGUACAAACGAAAAAGAAAAAAAUAAUAAAAAAUGAAAAAUAAAAAGGAUGCGCGAGUGAUCAUGUGUUCCGUAGCCAAGAAGCAUUAAAACAAACAAACCGUAAAACGAAAAAUUAAAAAAAAAAAAAACAAAAACAAAAAGACAAAAAAUAAGCACGUGAGAGAGGGAGAGAAAGAGAGAGAAGAAGAGAGAAGAAACUAUAUUAUAUCUGCGUUCACACUGCUACAAGGAAGAAAAAGAGAGAAAUAUAUAUUAUAAACAAAUAUAUACACACCAAAAGACAUAUACACAGGAUGAACACGACUUUUUUCAUUAAGAAGGCAUUUUACAAUUUGUAUAUAAAUGAAUUAUAGAUAUUACACAUACGAAUCUAGGUGUACGGAAUUAAGGCGUUUCGAUCUUACGAUGUGUAUAAGUAUACAUAAUUGCGAGAUUAACAUUAUAUAUUAUUUAUCAUAUGAGUGCGCGAGUACAUGACAAAGAAAAGAAAAAAAAAAAAUCCCAUUCUCGAUUUUCCAUUUAAACUACCGUUUGAUUAAAUGAUCCAGAGAUCGUUGAGAGAUCGUGGCCGUAACCACGUAGAGAACUCUAGCUAUUGUAGAUCUCGUCACGCAUGGACGCUCGAUCGGGUGGAAUUAAAUUUAAACCAGAAAUAAUUAAAAAAAAAAAAUUAUACAUAUAUAGGUAUAUAUACACACACACAUAUAUAUAUAUAUAUGUAUAUGUAUAAUGUAUACAUACAUACAUAUUAUCUAACGAGAGAAAACAGAAUAAUCCAAUCCAAAAAGUCGUAGAACACGAGAAUUAAAAUAUCGUCCCUCUUUAUUAGUUACAGUUUUACCUACAAAAAGUCAAUCCAUCGAGACACGAAAAGCACGUAAUUUCCGAAUAGAUAAACGCGUCAUACUAUAGUCGAACACGAGCGGAACAAUUCUCUUGCCUUUUAUCGACAAGUAGAACGUAUUCGAGACGUAUUUUUAAGACGUACACAACACAAACACAACACAUACACGUACACACUAUAUAAACACAAACGCAAAUACAAAUAUAAACACACACACACACAUACACACAUACACUGGAUUGCAUACACAACGCGUAGCAUAAGUAGUGGAACUUCGUUUACCCCUUCACUCGGCCCUCCGAGUGAAUUCAAAAAAAGAAAAAGAAAAAAAAAAAAAAGAAAAAAGAAAAAACGGCCAGGAAAAAGGACGACCCAACGUGACAGGCAUUUUUUAAAAACAUUUCUAUUCAUUUCUUACCUCUGCGUUCCCGUUUCCCGUUUCUAUUUUCAUCUUUCGUCGUCGUAUCGCGUUACUUUCGUUACGUGUCGUUACGCGAGUAUCAACCCUUAAAAUUCAUUAUUUUUUUUAGAUCCAUCGAUCACUUUCGAAACACCACGAGAACGAACGAUAACGUUUCGUUUGUAGAGAGUAAGAAAUACACGUCAUACGCGUAACGUAUGAAAAAUUCAUGCGCGUGGAUCAUUCGUAAAAAAAUUCGUAGAAAAAUCGCGCUACCUCAUACAUAGUUAAAAAAAAAAAAAGGGGGGGUUGGAAAAAAAACGUGACUUUCAACUCCGUCGCGUUAUAACAAUCUGUCACGCUUCGAUCACGAGAAGAUAUAUAUAUUCGUUUCGAAAAUCAAAGAAAUUCCUAUUCACGAUUUACAUGCAAUCGCGAUUCACAUGUAAUUAAUUGUUUAAGGGUUAACGAAAACGAUGAACCGCAGUCGAUGACGACCGAUCCAUCAAUGGCCACGUAACCGGAAGUAUUCGCGAUUCGACGAAUCAACGGUACGUUAUAUUUGAUCGCAUAAUCGCAUACCUAUCGGUAAAUCUUCUGUUGGAGAGAGAGAGAGAGAGAAAGAGAGAGCGUGAGAGUGAGAGUGAGAGAAAGAGAGAGAGAAAGAGAGAGAGAAAGAGAGAGAGAGAUGACGAGAAAAAAAAAUUCGAUAAAUCGAUACAUAUUACUGUAUCCUCGUUGAUACCACGUCAGAACGAACGAACGAACUCCAUUUGUAAAAUAUUAGGAUAGGAACAAACAACGAUCGAUUGGAAUGACAAUUUUCACGGCUCGUUAAAGGAGUUACAACACGAAACAUGUUGCGAGCGUUUAACAUGGAAACGAAUUCGAGGAAAUUUACGAAAUUAAAAUCGCAUUUCACAUUCUUUCGAUUGAGGAGAAUUUCAUUUUGUACGCUCCUACAAUGAACAAAUGAUUUUUGAUCGUUUACACUAAUUAGCAGUAAAGGACGGUAGCCUUUUCGAAAUUAUGAAUAAUAAUUACUACCCCCCAUCCCCUCCCCUUCCUCUCCCUCUCCCUCCUAAAUUUAAGGAUCAUGCAUCCCCCGUCCCCCUCCUUCCUCCUCCGUAUUUCCAUCCAUUUAUCAUUAAAUCAGAGAUUUAAUUAUAUUGACGUUUAAAAAAGAAAUUAUUCCCCUGCGAGAAUAAAAUUUCUAAUUAAUCUGAUAUACAUUUUUUUAUUCUCAAAUGGACGUUAUAGCGUGUUAAGAUAAUACAAGGAUUAUAUAAAAUUUCAGAUAAUACUUUAUAUUUAUAGCGAGAUAUCCUUCGCAAAGGAUAAGUGAGCUUGUAUUAACCCUUUAAUAUACCUUCGAGUCCGUAGCUGAAGUUAUUCCGUUUUUAUCCGUAUUUUGAUUUUUAGCGUUGUAAAAAUCGAGGACACGAUUUAUAACGAUACAUAAUGAAACGCUUAACGCUAAAAAUCGAAGAAAAUUCGUUCGACAAUUAAAAACAAAAUUAAUAAAUAAUGUUGCAUAUCUGUUUUUUCUUUUUUUCAUAAUAAACAAAUUUGUGACGAUUAUACGAGGACAGUUAUAGAAUAUAAAAGUGUGAUUUAAAGUUCUAACCGAAUAUCGGAUUAAUAAUUAAUAACGAAAUGGCGAAUUCUGCUUGCCAUUGAUAGGCAGAUAUCGAUGAAAGACAGCCGAGUAUGAAAAGAGCUUGUUUAAAUUAAAUGAUCGAUUUUUGAAUAGCUCAUUUAGAAAACUUGGACUGGUAUAGUUAAUGAAGAAAAUAAAAUAAAAGAAAAAUAAAAAAAAAAUAAAUAAAAAUAAAAAAAAAUGAAUUCAAAAUGUUCCAAAAGAUGCAAGCUCAAAAUAAUGUCACGAAUUAUAUUAAAGUGCCAUCGUUUUCUUAUGCAUGUUCGAAUCCUUGUAUUACUUUGGUAAAAUAUAUUAUUAAAGAGUAAGUAAAAGAUGUAUUUCGACGAGUAUAGAUAGUUUUCAUUAACAAAGUUUCAUUAAUAGGCGAUAGUCUAUAUAGAAUAUGAUAUGUAAUAAUAUCAUUUUCUCACAUUUUAAGCCUUCAAAAAGCUUGAAGAGUUUGCAGGAGGAAUAUUCUUUUUUAAUUUAUAAAAUUCAUUUCGUAAUCCAUAAUCCUUUUUCAUAGAGAAUUUUAAUGAAACGACGGUGUCAAUAAUCAUCUUUUUUCUUUCAUCUUUUAUCAAAAUUAUCGUUGUCUUACUGCAAACCCUUCAAUUUUAAUUACUUCAUUAUACGAUAACUCGUACGACAUACAAUUUUCAAUAUUACUGCAGUACAAAUGGCCAUAAAAGUAAACAGAAACUUCAAACUCGAUAAUUAAAACUCAUCUCGAAGGCUUAUGUUUGACGUUUCAAAUAUUCAUUAUCAUUAUUUAUUUACUAGUUUUUUAUGUGAAUAUUUAACAUAAAAUUUACAUAUUACAAUCUCGGUUUCGUAUCCCAUUUUAAUAUACGAAAAUACUUUUUCACUUGUAAAAAAAAUUAAGGGAUAUGAGUAAUAAACUAACGAAAUUUUAUUAAUAUAAACAAAGUCUUGCAUACGAUAGAUAGGUAUAGUUUAAAAAGGAAGCUAUACGAAUAAUUUAAAAAAAAAAAAAAUACAAUUUUUCAAGUAGUAAUUCAUAUUGUGAAUCGUCAAAAUGUAUCGAAAGUUAAAACGACAUGGAGAUUACAACCAUUCAAAGUCAGACACAUAUGCUUCGUAUCAGACCACGAUAGAGGAUUGCGUUUUUUCUUAUCAUCCUUCUCCCAUCGAUGUUUGAUCAUUUUAGCUUGUUAAAACGAGAUCUUAUAUCGAUAUGGUGUGAAAUGUAUCAAAUAUGCAUAAAUUGUCAACGAUCUUCGACCAACGCUAGCUUAAUUAGUCCCAGUAUUGCUGGAUAAGCGAGAUGAGAUUAAGAUUUAAUAGACAACAAAAAGAAGGAAAAAAAAAAAAAAAAAAAAAAAAAAAAGAAAAAAAUCGAAAUUAAAAAAAAAACAAUCAGUCGUUCUGAUCCCCGAUGAAGAGAAAAGCGGAUGAGAAAUUUUUGCAUGGUGUCUGGCUAAAUAUCUCGAUAUGCAAUGGCUCAAUGGUUAACGAGGAUAAUUUAUCAUUUCUACGUGUUUAAUAUAGCGUAAUGAUAAUCAAUUUCAAAGAAUUCGAACCAUUCGAUAUUGAAUAUUCAAUAAAAAAAAAAAAAAAAAAUAAAGUGAUAAAUUAUAAUAGAAUUUAAACAAUUUAAAAGAUUAUCGAUUAACAGACACCAUUGUAAUAAAAAGCGCAAGAAUUUUCAUUCCGCUUGUUUCCCAUAUUCGAUCAGUUGAAUUAACGUAUUGAAUACAUGAUUGGCUUAAAAAUUUGAUAACCUAUUAAUUGGCAUUGCAUAAAUUUAAAGAUAGAAAUUGAAAUUAAGAAGACGUGUUAUAUUUAGCGUUGUUUUAUAAUCAAUUAUAAAAAAUUAUGAUAAAUCCUUUUUUUCGAUUACCGUUUCAAAUUCAAAUUCAAGAUAGAGAUGUAAAAGAAAUUAAUUUUUAUAAUCUUCAAUAGUUAAUAUUUUACAAAUAUUUCAUUUUUUUCAAUUUAUUAUUUAGGUACAAUGGCACGUCCUGUUAAUCUUAAUUUCGUACAGGAGGCAAAUUUUAAAAUGCAUGUGCGUAUAACAUAUACGAAUAUAUUCUGCGGCGUGACCGCAAAAUUUCAACUUCCCGCAUUUUUAACUUUAUAUUAGUAGAUAAAGAACACGAUGAUUACCAUUAAUGUUACCUUACACGAAUAUAAACAAUAAUAUUUGUAAUAGCUGUAAAUUUACAUUACGACAACUCGGAGAGAUAUGAGAUUAAACGAGAAAAUUUAGACACACAUUCACGCAAUUUUGCUAUUAUUGUUAUAGCAUAAAAUAUAAGUAAAAAAUAGUUACGAAUUUAACAAAUUAACGAUUAAUUAAUUAAAUAUAUAUGAGCAUCGAAAUAGUGCAGUUUCAUCGCGAUUUCAUUCACGAUGCAGAUUGCAAGUUGCAAAAGAAUUAAAAAUUGAGAGAGAAAGAGAGAGAGAGAGAAAGAGAGUGUGUGUGUAUGUGUGUGUGUGUGUGUGUGUGUGUGAAAAAAACAGAAUUUUAAAAGCUAAACGUGAGAAAAAAGAGAACAACAAAGUCUGGUGUAUUACAUUUUCGAAAUUCUUUUUUAUAAUUAUAUAAUUAGUCUUCUUUUUAACUUUUUAACUACGACUUAAUUCAUUUCUCUGAUCAAAGUUUUAUCAAAAAAAACUAUAGUAACAGAUUUCAUAAUAAUAUAGAUGCGUCUAUCUAUUCGUAAAAUAGUUUGAUAUCGUUGAGAAUAUUUAUUUUUAUCUAUGCUCUUUAUCAUUAAAUUUGAAAGUUAGUUCCUUUCUCUACAAAUUUAUAAUGUACAUAAAUAAUAACGAAUGAGAAAAAUUUUAUUAGAAGGGUUAAGAUACAAUUAGAUAAAGAAAACCAAAUGUCAUCUAUCAUGAAAAUAAAUAAAAAAAAAAUUUUUAAUAAUUUCAAAUUCAAGAUUCUUUAAAAUGUACAUAGAAAGAUUGACGAAAGCUUUUUCAGAUCGAAUCGUGUUCCAAUGAAAUAUCUUAUUAUGCAAGUAUGCAAAGCUUUCACUUUGGUUUUCAUUCUUACUUAAAAUUAAUGAAACGAAAAUGAGAAUCUGUUCAUCGAAAUUAAAAAAAAAAAAAAUGCCUGGAAGUAUCACUUGCGAUAAUCACGAUUACUUGUAAAAUGCGAAAGAAGUCCUCAUUGAAAGAAAAAAAGAGAGAUUAUGGAAAUAUAAAUCCUAAUGGCUUGUACGGGUACAAUUUUCUCGAAAAUCGAAUGGAAGAAGACCACAUAUCCCUCGUUUUCAUGUAUUAUAAAUAAUGCACCGUCGUUGCAAGGAUCUUUAGAAAGUCCCCCUUCUUCCCUUCCCCCAUCCAAAAAAAUAAAUAAAUAAAAAAUAUUGAAAGAAAAAUCACUGUUCGAAACGAAAUGAUAAAAGCUGAACGAUCGAAGAGAUAAGAAGAAAAUAAACACGAUAACAGCAUGCGUGUGAUCGAAAUCGGUUCCCAAAUCUGCCUGCAUACACCGCCACGUGUACCGACGUUUAAGUGGAUCGUAAUUUGUAAAUUACUAUGGACUUCCUAAUUAUAUGCUGGUAUAUGAUAAUACAUGUGCUCUGCCACAAUAAAGCAGUUUUUUUUAUCUAAAA
Apis cerana (Asiatic honeybee) is the source of this 9463-nucleotide messenger RNA. RefSeq names its product TWIK-related acid-sensitive K[+] channel 6 (gene Task6). Gene Ontology annotation, biological process: stabilization of membrane potential; potassium ion transmembrane transport. NCBI's taxonomy places the organism in Eukaryota, Metazoa, Arthropoda, Insecta, Hymenoptera, Apidae. Gene Ontology annotation, cellular component: plasma membrane. The record is from RefSeq and is a predicted model, not a curated record. Gene Ontology annotation, molecular function: potassium ion leak channel activity; outward rectifier potassium channel activity.